UGGUUGUAAACCAGCUCUGAUUUUAUAUGACUUCCCUUCUAUGUUUUUGUUCGCUUAAAAGAUGGCUUCUAAGAUUUCGGCAUCUGUAGUUGCUGUCCCAUGUAGCGUUGUUUGAAGGCAGAAAAUAGAUAUUGCUUCGGGGGGAGGUUAUGCGAAACUUGGGGAACCCAGAAAACAUCGAAUUUGUGUUUCCUUACCUUUCUGAACGGCUGAAGGUGCAAUUAAACAAGUAGUUUUGGCUUAGUUACCGCUUUGUAUUAUUGUUCCAACUUUCGAAGAAGGUAAAGAAUGUAUAUGCUCGGGGUUGGUUUUUAUUUAGACCAAAUCUCAAAAAUAUUUCCCUCUGGUAUCGAUCCAUUGAUCUUGGUGGUCUCAGUAGCGAUGCGCUCACCACUAGACUAUCCUGACUUAAAGCUUGCAGUGAAACGCUCAUGAAUAGACAGACUAUCCUGACUUAAAGCUUGCAGUGAAACGCUCAUGAAUAGACUAACCCUGAUACGAGCUCUGCCCUUACACGAACAGUCUUGUUUGUUUAAAUACUAGCUUAAAGCUGGAAAUGGUUUUCUCGUCAUGUUUUCCUCAAACUGAAUUUUAUUUGAGACAAACAUUUGAACAAUUUGGUAGAUGUAGUUUUCGAUAUUUUUCGAAGGGUUUUUUUACUAGUGGAUUUUGUCUCGUUUUUUUUCGGCCCGCUUCGCCGCUGAGUUUACGAAGACUUUAAAAUGCUACUAACUUUCUAUAGCUGUUGUAGGUUGAAUGUCAAAAGUAGCCCUUAAGCUCAAAUCUCUGCUAAAUUUGAAAACAUGCGACCUUUUCACUGCUGAUCAAAUAAAAGAUAUUUGACUUCGUAAUGUGACUAUCUAUCCUGUAACGCGCAGAACAAUCACAAAGAAAAAUGAGGAUACUGAUUUAGAGAGAAUGUCAGAUCGUGAAGAAUCCCCAAUAACUGCAGAAGAGUCUUCUGAUGGAGCAUUAAAAGAAGCUGCACAAUGCUAUUGCAAAGGUCCACGAGAGCUCGGCACAAUUGAGCUGCAGUGUAUGUCAUGUCUCAAGUGGCAUCACUUGAAAUGUCUGAACAUAACAGAGAGUGACACAGGGCCCACCAUACCCUUCAUGAACUCAUAUGCUUUCCACUGUAAAGUAUGCAGUCCCACAAAGUGCGAAGGUUUUCUGAAGAAACCUGCAACAUUUGUGCAAAUGCUGCAGAGUACUUUCGCGAACCUGUUACACUUCCAACAGGACAAAGAAAACGACAAAACAUCAGAGAAAGAUAAGGAUAAGGACUCUAAAAGUGACGUGCCUGUGUUUUCCAAAGACAAGGAAAUCAUCCCAUUUAUCGAGAAAAAUUGGGAGGCACUAACAUUGGCGUCUAGAAAAACGAAAAGCACGUGGCAUGCCACUGUGACAAAAACACUCGGCCAGAAUCCUACAAUAUUUUAUUCUCAUUUGUCUGUAGAUGGCACUCGCACCAUGUAUGGAAUGCUGGACACAGAUGUGUGCAAUGUAUGUCCGAAUUACGAGGCGGCCAAACAGCAGGGGGCUUCUUCGGGAAGCGGAAACAACGCUAAUACUAAACAGUCUAAAAAUUUGAAGCGCAAAGCUGGAUCAGUGGGACUCGGAGGCAAUAAUGGUGGCUCAGGUGCUGCUAAUGGAGGAAGUUCCGACAGUAAGAGGAGUCGGACAGACGCGAAUAGUACAGGGAUGAAAAUUCAGUUGCCUUUCCAUGGUCACCCGGCAGACCACCCAUUCAACAAGGACGAGUGGUGUUAUGAGUUUGCAGAGAAAGAUCCCUACGCGGAGAAAGAGGACGACGACGAAUACGAUGCCUCUAAACUGAUCCCACCAUACUCCUACAGGAAAGCCAUGUCAUCAAUGGUGUACCUAUCUAUGAGUGACAGGGCUCCUCAGUUGAAAUUGGCUAACAACCGGCUUACUGUCAGUGGAGAGAAAGGAUACUGUCUCAUUAAGGCGUCCCAUUCUAUGUACAAAGAUUGCUAUUACUUCGAGGCCACAAUUGACGCCAUGCCAGACAAUUCCGCCUGUAGGAUCGGCUGGGCACAACAGUUUGCGAACAACCAAGCCCCUCUCGGCUACGACUCAUUCGGUUACUCGUACAGAAGCAGAAAGGGAACCAGAUUUCACAAGAGUUUGGGAAAUAGUUACGGCCAAGGAUAUACACAAGGAGAUACAGUUGGAGCCAUGAUCCAGCUCCCCGCUAGUCAGUUGUUUCUACCUGAAUGCUUUAAAGACAAACCUCUGAUCAAAUUCAAAAAUUUUCUCUAUUACGAGCGGAAGCGAGAUUCGAAGCAACAGGAAUCACAGCUGAAAGUUCAGCCGAGCAGUAAAAUCAGUUUUUUCAAGAACGGACAGUUUCAAGGAGUGGCAUUCAGCGAUAUCUACAGUGGAAAUUAUUAUCCAGCUGUGUCUCUGUUUAAAAACUGUACCGUGACUUUCAAUUUUGGCCCUUCCUUUACCUGCAUGCCCUCACCCGAAACAUCCAACUACUUGCCCUUCAGUGAGCGAGCUAUUUCAGAAAUGAACGAGCAGCAAAUAAGCGAUCUGUUGUACCUCAUCGAAAACGACCGCGUUGCUGUUCAAAUAAAUGACUGAUCUAUUUUAAAAUUUCCUUCAUUCGAUCAGUACUCCAUUUUUGAUCCGGCAAAACAUUCAAAUAUUAAUGAGUCUA
Molecule: messenger RNA, 2686 nt
Organism: Symsagittifera roscoffensis
Lineage: Eukaryota; Metazoa; Xenacoelomorpha; Acoela; Convolutidae
Product: set1/Ash2 histone methyltransferase complex subunit ASH2-like
Exons: 2
Coding region: 919-2610 (563 amino acids)
Cellular component (GO): Set1C/COMPASS complex
Molecular function (GO): protein binding; transcription cis-regulatory region binding
Source: RefSeq, a predicted model, not a curated record